Molecule: messenger RNA, 381 nt
Organism: Diabrotica balteata
Lineage: Eukaryota; Metazoa; Arthropoda; Insecta; Coleoptera; Chrysomelidae
Source: the annotation of a GenBank genome assembly
AUGUCAGACUUUCUCCACUUGGAAGAAUUUUUAAAAACAGCUCAAGAAGAAGACCUCUUCGCUAUUGUUCGUGCGGGCCCUUUUAUCUGUGCUGAAUUUGAAUUUGGUGGAUUUCCUAGUUGGUUGCUGCGAGAUGAUCAUUUGGAAGUCAGAACAAACAAUCAACAAUAUAUGAAUUACGUUGCACGCUUCUUUAACAUCUUAAUACCGAUCUUAGCAGCUUUACAGUUUACGAAAGGAGGUCCGAUUUUAAUGCUGCAAGUUGAAAAUGAAUAUGCUAAUGGAUCGCAAAAAAAGAGUACGGCUUAUUUGGAGUUUUUAAGAGAGUUGAUGCUUAAUAAUGGUAAGAAAAAAGUUUUUCUUUUUUUGGUGCCUCAUUAG